Molecule: messenger RNA, 963 nt
Organism: Dibothriocephalus latus
Lineage: Eukaryota; Metazoa; Platyhelminthes; Cestoda; Diphyllobothriidea; Diphyllobothriidae
Source: the annotation of a GenBank genome assembly
AUGGAGCUCCAGAUGUCCCGCCUGUUUGUAGUUAUCACAAUUCUGAUCCUUUCCGAUGCCCGCUACGUGGUGCAAGAGGAAUUCCAUAAGCGUAGUGGUGUGGAUCCAGAAGUUUAUCAGACUGCAUAUGACAUAAUUGAAAGCAAGGGUUAUUCCGCUAAAAGUUACAUCAUUGUCACUCCCGACGAUUACCUACUUACGGUACAUCGCAUCGGCCCGAAGAAGCCUGUGCUAGAAGGAAAACGAAACGUUGUUCUACUGCAGCACGGUCUCCUGGAUUCUGCUCAUACCUGGAUCAACAAUCUUGCAAAUCAAAGCCUUGGUUUCGUCCUUGCUGACAUGGGAUACGAUGUAUGGCUUGGUAACAGCCGUGGAAGCACCUACUCACAAUAUCAUAAAACGCUCGACGUGAGCAGCGAACAAUUUUGGGAAUUUUCCUGGGACGAUAUGGCAAACAAUGAUCUUCCUGCAACAAUUGACUUUGUGCUUAAUCAAACAGGCAGGGACAAGCUUUUUUACAUUGGUCAUUCACAGGGCACUCAAAUUGCGUUUGCCAAAUUCAACUCUGAUCCAGUCCUUCGUUCAAAAAUUGCUGCAAUGAUUGCUUUGGCGCCUGUAGCCUAUCUAUCCCACGUCAAGAGCCCAAUUCGUUUCAUAUUAACGGCUUGUAAGGGAAUUGAAUCGGUCGCUACCUGGUUUGGUCGUGGCCGAUUCUUACCGUCUACUUCACUCAUGCGGUUCCUCGGUCUCUUCCUCUGUCGUAGGCAGUCCAUCCCCUUUGUGUGUAGCAACAUUAUCUAUCUUCUAGCUGGUUAUGAUCCCCAUAACACGAACACGUUCGAUUCAGGGAAAUGGCGUGGGUUCUUUCAGGACUUUUAUCUCUUCAUCCUGUCCCUCAGAAAUUCGCUUUUCAUCGUUGUUGCCCCAGCUCUCUUCAAACUUUUCUUGGGUGCCUACCUUUAA